AUGGACGCUUCCACCGUUCAGAUCUUGAAACGCGGUUGGAUUUGGAUUACCCGGACAAUACUCGAGAUUCUGGACACGCUAACCUCGGUGCCGGUGAGGUCGUGGUACGGCAUGAUGGCCGGAAUCAACAUGAGUGUGUUCAGGUUAGAAGGCGUCAACGUCGAUUCAUUAUGUCGGACACGCGAUCUCGAAGGCAAACCCACGGAUGUGUGGGGUUUCGAAGCUGACAUCCGUGGUGCUCGUUCUAUUCUACCCCUUGGUGAAGACGCGAGGUUAAUCGGCAGGCUAUCGGAUGGCUAUGCGAGAAGCUUACAGUCCAGUUACGCAGACCGGAACCUCGUCAUGCAAUGGUUGAAGCGAUGCUCAAAUAGCCAUGUUAAAUGCAGAGCUCUCGAAGAGCGGAUUCUCAGUCGCAUGCGACAUCCGCACGUCCUGAUUAACGCCACGAAUCUGACCAUCGAGUCGAUAACGAGGCCAGUCACAUAUCUAGCUCUGUCGUAUGUGUGGGGAAACACACCACAGCCAAAGGUACCAGGCCUUGGUCGCGAAUUCUUAGGGGGGCCACCGGUUAGUAUACGACAUAUGCGCUUACCACGCGUCAUUCAGGACGCCAUCUCUCUCACCUCCGAGCUUGGGGAGACUUACCUGUGGGUCGACGCUCUCUGUAUCAACCAAGACGAUCCGUCAGAGAAGGCUUCACAAAUUGCCAUGAUGAACGAGAUCUACUUGGGAGCAAAUGCUACAAUCGUAGCACUGGAUUCAGACGAUGCUGACAACGGAUUGCACGGCGUCACCGCGUACUCAGUAUCUCGUACCCAGCAUGUUGAGACAGUCGAGGGUGUCCGGUACACGCCUGUCUUUCCCUCUCUCGCCGAAAAGUACUCCCACCCAGAUUGCAAGUGGAACACGCGGGCUUGGACAUUCCAGGAGCAUCUUCUAUCACGAAGAAUAGUCUACCUCGGAUCAGGACAAGUAUACUUUAGCUGUCUGUCUGCAACGUAUAGUGAAGACCGGGUUGAAAGUCACAACAACCGCGGAAAGCUGUACAAUCAUCCUGGAUCGCUGCUUCUAGACCCCCCUGCUCGCUCAAACUUGUGGCAAUGGAAGUUGUGGAAGUGCUAUGUCGAACUAUACUCUGGUAGGCGUGCCUCUCUGGACACAGAUCGAUAUUUCGCCUUCCAGGGUAUACUCAACGAACAAGAACAAUCGUGGGGAAUGCGCUUCAUCGAGGCACUGCCCAUCGAGCAUUUGCCUUUAGCCCUCAAUUGGUGGCAUGGCUCUGUCCAAUGGGAUCCGCUUGAGCAGAAGCCUCGUCGCAUUGAGGGACGUCCAUCGUGGACGUGGACUGGAUGGACCGGGUCGAUAAAUUAUCCUGACUUUGACAGGUAUCGGGCUGUCCUUUGUACGAUUGAGGUUCAAGACGGCAAAGGCUCCACUUUCUACAACUACGACAGCAAAGGCCACCUACAGCACGUUGCAGGUCCUUCUCAGCCGCAAGCUACAGAAGUUUCAGAUACACGAUCUGCGCAAAAUACACAGCCUCUGCAAGUGUCGAUAUCAUUCUCCAGCCAAGUAGUGGAAGUUGCGGCGAUCGCCGACAAUGUGCGAACGGGUUAUCUGUCCGUGAGAGCAGAGUCUGGAAAACGCGUUGGAUCUCUGAGUCAUACAUCACACAUUUCCAGCUUCCCUGAGUCGGAUGACAACCCUCGCAUCCCUUGCAAAUGUGUGCUUGUCGGUGUUAGCUGGUUUCCACUGGUAUGGUUCGAUAACAUUGAGUCCUUCAUCGACCUAAGCACCGAAGAGAAGGACCGGGCCGCUCUCAGAGAUGAUUUUCUCGGGCCUGUCAAUGAUCGCUACGAGCAAAGAUACCAGCAGCAGCCUCGACACACCAAAGGCACACGGUUCGAACUCGGCCGUGGGACGGAUCAUCCCACGUUGCGGCAAUUCCCCUGGCUCGUGAAGCCCUGGGUCGCUACCUUCGCCACUCUUACUGCGGUACUGGUUUUGGCUUUUGUUGCUAUUGUGCUCGCAUUUUCGUUGUUGUUUUUCGGACUAUUUCUGUUUGCAUUGGUGGUGGUUAUGCCAGUCAUGUAUGGAUUCUACUUUGCUUGCUUGCGCCCAUUAUGGGUACUCUCUGACAACUUCCGCCUCGCUCAUGUACUUUGGAUCGAAGAGGUCAGUCCAGGAGUGCACAGGAGGAACGGGGUUGGCGUGCUGUGGUACACGGCGUUCAAAAAGCUGGAGCCAGAGACUAGACAAAUCAAGCUGAUCUGA
Molecule: messenger RNA, 2274 nt
Organism: Fonsecaea multimorphosa CBS 102226
Lineage: Eukaryota; Fungi; Ascomycota; Eurotiomycetes; Chaetothyriales; Herpotrichiellaceae
Exons: 2
Coding region: 1-2274 (757 amino acids)
Source: RefSeq, a predicted model, not a curated record